CAGCUUCUCUGGGCAAACCUGUGCCAGGGCCUCCCCACCCUCCCAGGGAAGGAUUUCUGCCCCUCAGCUCCUCGGGGAGGAUUCUGUUGCUGUGGGAGUCGCCGCGUGCAGCCCUCACGUUGAGGGUUUUCGGGAGGGUGGGAUGUGACUGUGAGGGAGCUGCUCCUGCUCAGCUGCUGCUCCAGAGGAUGCCCAGGAAAAACCCCCCCGGUGCUGCCUGUGCCGGGGAAGAACUGAAGCCCCCGGUGGCAGAAGCUGCUUCGCUUAAAUUUCAGAUUUUUUUAGCUCUGCGUGAACUUGGAGAGUUUGCUUUCGAGUGUUUGAGCGGCCCCUGUCACCCGGUGUUUAAGUGGUAAGCAGGUAUUAAUUCCCAGAAGAAAGGGCUUAGUGAAAGGUCUGAUCCCAGUGGCUUUAGUUCUUGGGAUCCUCUCAGUCGAGCUGUGUGAGGGUGUUAAAUAUGAAAUGAGCAAAUAGUUUGCUAAUGAGUAUUGCAAUGAAAUCGCUUUUAAUUUGUUUAUUGCACUUAAUACUCUUGUAAGAAUUAGCUGAUCGUAAUAGGAAUUAGCUGGUUGUAAUUUGCAUUUGCAUAUCUCCAUUCAUAGAUAAGUAGGAACCUCUCACCUUUCCAGGGAGGUAAGUGAAGAAAUUCCCUUUUUUCCUGGGGAAGCUGAAUCAGAGUGUUUUGGCUGUUGCACUGAUAAUCACAUUCCUGUACCUGUCAAGCUUGGAGUGCCCUUCUUCUGGUUUAUUAAUUGCAUAAUCAAAUAAUUCUGCCUGAUCUCUUUAAAAUAUCACUUCUCACAGGGCUGUUUGUCACUGGACUUGUUAAUUAACGUUCACACAUCAGUCUUACCUGUCUCAUCUGAUGCCAGGGAAGGUGUUGGAUAUUCUUGCACUGCUCAGUAACCAGGUGCUUUGAUACUGAUUUGGAUGAAGUCAUGAAAAAUGAGUAAUAUGAGAAAAAAACCACCCAGAAUUAACCCUGUAGGUUUAUGAUUAAAAAGAAUAGAACUAUGAUGCAUUCUUAAUGAAGGAAGAACCACAGCAUAAUUGAAGUAGCUUUUAUGGCUCAGUGUUCUCUACAGAAGCUUUUCAGAUUUUGGUUUUACAGCAGGAAAUGCUGUGCUGGAAAUUACACAGAGCUGUUGAUGUUGCUGCUGAAAUGUUCCCUUAACUUAGGCCAAAAUUGAUUCUAUUAAAUCCCUUCUCCCUGCAAGCUGCAGGAAUUCAAGGGAAUAACUGCACUGUGUUCUGCAGCUUAACCAUGUCCACGUUUCCCCUCUUGCUCUUUAAAGCAAUGAGAUGAUUUCUGGGGAUUUGUGUUACUGGCUGAGGAAGGAAUUUAAUCUGCUUCCUGGCACGGGGAGGGUUAAACUGCCCCAGCUCUCUGGUGUCAUUUACACUCAGCACUGGAGACCUGCUGCCUUUUCACAGGGCAGAAAAUUUAACCCAGUCAGGUGUUUUCCUGCUGUGUUUAAAUCUUAAAACGUGAUGGUUUUGCAUCUAACCAAGAGCUGGGGACAGGGUGUUUUCCAUCAGGAUUCUUAAACUCUACAGACCUGCAGAGCAUCUCCUCAGUGCAACAGUUCCCCUGCAGGAUCUGAUGUGUGCCGUGAUGCCACACGUUGUCUGGUCAGCAAAAAUUGGGAUUUUCCAAGUAUGAGAGGCAUUUACAUGGGAAAAUGACACAGUGGUGAGCAGAGGGCAGGCCUGCAGUGCAGGGACACCAGGGCUGUCCCCUCAGCUCUGUGCCCAGAACCCAGAUGUGCAUUUGGUUUAAUCCCCGUGUGUUUUGGAGGUGGGAGGGCAGAGGUGGUGGUUGGUUGCCUGUUUUUCCACAGGGAGCUGGAUGAAGCGAAUCAGGACACAGAAUGAAGGUGCAGGGGCUGCCAGCUGAAUUUGUUCAGUGUUAAGAUGAUAACUGGGCAGGUUUGUGUGCAUCUCUUGACAGUCACAGUGACUGUGCAACCAUCACUUUCUGUCCACUUCACAGGGAACUUGAAUUGUUCAGUGGUACAGAAAUUAAUUGUAAAGAAGCUGGGUGCUCUGACUCUUUUCUUGGCUUUUUUUCCCCUUUCCUUUUUCAUCCCUCCUCUCUGACUGUGUGUGUGCUGUCUGGGAUAUCUGAGCUCCUGGCACUUGUCUGCAAACACUUUUGUUUGUUAUUGAUCCCUCUCCUGCUCCUGAGUCGAUUUGGCAAAGACCUUUCCUUAAUUGUGUUGCCUGCCCUACCAUCAGUCUUGCCUUUUACUUUUCCAUUUGUCACCUUUUUCUUUACAAAACUGCCCUGUUCUGUUCCACCCCAAGACGUGGCAAUAACAUGGAUGUCUUCUUCUUUUUUUUUUUUUCCCAAAAUGCAAAAGGAGUUUCAGAGUUUUAGAACCUCCUCGUGCUGGAACUUUGAACUUAAUUAUAAUUCUCUGAAUCACUUCAACCAAAUUCAGAAAAAGAAGGAAAAACUGAAUUUUUUUUUUUUUCCUCCCCCACAGUGGUCUUUUAAGCUGGUGUUUUAGAACCAAAGGCAAUCCAGGGCUGGAAUGUUGCUCUCAGUUCCACCUUGGCUGGACUGGAGGAGUGUCUGUGUCCUGCUGCCCUGUUUGCUGAGCCCAGAUUUCUCCCAGACCAGAUGGUGCCUUUUGUUCUUUCCCUUGUUGGUGCAUUUUUGUUCCCUUUUCUCUCCCCUCCUUGUGUGAAUCAGCGAGCACAAAAAAGGAGGUUUCCACCAGCAAACUCAUUUUCUUGCAUUUCCAUCCUUUCUGUGACACUGAGGAGCUUCUCCUGGGGAAAUUCAGGAAACGUUCCCAGGUCUGUGCCCGAGUUUGUGGUGGUUUGGCUGAAGGGGUGACAGGGACUGGGGCAGUUACAGGAGCACAGGAUCCUUCCAACAGCUCUUGUUCCCCUGAUUUAACUCAUUUAAUGGAGCAUCACACCUUGGGUGUGUCCCAGAGCAGUUUGGAAAUACUUAAAACCAUUUAUCCUAAAUAUUUUUCCCUCAUUUUUACGUGAUUUUUCGCCUUAAGUCCAAAGUGUUUGUGUGUUGUUAAUUAGAAAUCUUGUCUUAAUGUUUUCCCAUGAGUGAGAGUGGGUUUAUUCUGCAUUUUUAAUGUGGUUUUGUUUCAGUUCAUGGCAUUUCUCAGUGUCUGCUUCAAAAGAAUAAGCUGAUAUUCCAAAUGAGACCAUUGCCAAUGAAACACCAAUAUAUUUACCUAUCUUUUUUUAGUGUUAUGUGAUAAAUUAACACUCUUUCCAAAGGUAGAUCCAGUGCAGUUCCAUGUUUUCUCUCAUUUGCAGUGUGAUAACCUCAAGAUUAUUGCAGCCAUAGGUGGCAGAAGGUACACUCCUUUAAAAUCUUUUUUUACUGUAUAAAAACUAGUCUCCCUAAACUCUUUUAUUUAGUCUUUUGCUUUUUUUUGCAUUUUUUUUUUAAUCCCUUGAUGUGUUUACUCACAGCUGUAGAUACUCUUCCCCAUGGGAAGGAAAGGUAUUUUCCAGUGCUCAGGAGAAGGAAAUUUCCCUCCAUUAGGAGAUUUUAGAUUUUGUUCCACAUGUGCCUGGAGAGGCUUUGGAGAGGUGGUUUGACUUUGCUGUGUACCUGAGGAAAUAAAGUUAUUUCCUCAACUAUCAGAAGACCCCUCUGAUGACUCGGGAAGGGGUUUUAAUUGUUAAAUAAGAAAUGGCUGUUCAGUGCAAAGUGUGUCAUGGAGGAAAGCUUCUAGAGCAGUGUUGUCAUUUUGGAUUUCUGUCAGGGCAAAGGGAGGAGGAAUUUCAGCUCCUUGACAGGAAAGGAACUUUAAUUUCCUUUUGACUGAGCAGCAGAGUCCUCGCUCCCCUUGCAGGGCUGGGAUGUGAUGCUGCUCAUUUGGGGGUGACAACAAAUGUCAGGGUGACUUCUCUUCUUUGUUUCUGUAAAAUUCUUUGCCUCCCCAGCCAGGGCAGGGUGGUGUGGUGCCCUCCCACUGAGUUUGGGUUGUGUUUUUUGGGAUGGCAGAGCCCUGGUGGAAGCUGGCCCGUGCCCAGGAGCUGCAGUGGGUGAAGGAUGCUGAGGGACCCCAUGAAGUCCUGGAGCGACAGCCAGUCAGACCUGUACAGCAGCGACCAGGAGGAGGAGGAGCAGAUGAUUUUUGGGGAAAAUGAAGAUGAUUUGGAAGAGAUGAUGGAUUUAAGUGACUUGCCUACCUCCCUCUUUGCUUGCAGUGUCCACGAAGCUGUGUUUGAGGUGCAGGAGGAAAAGGAGAGGUUUGAGGCCCUUUUCACAGUCUAUGAUGACCAAGUGACUUUCCAGUUGUUUAAGAGCUUCAGAAGGGUGAGGAUAAACUUCAGCAAUCCCGAGGCAGCAGCGAGAGCACGGAUAGAGCUGCACGAAACAGACUUCAGUGGGAAGAAGCUGAAGCUUUACUUUGCACAGGUGCAGGUAUCCAGCGAAAUAGGUGACAAGUCCUACCUCCUCCCUCCCCAACCUGUCAAACAGUUCCUGAUUUCCCCCCCUGCCUCUCCACCAGUUGGGUGGAAACAGAGUGAAGAUGCAACUCCCCUGAUAAACUAUGACUUGCUGUGUGCUGUCUCCAAGCUGGGACCAGGGGAGAAGUACGAGCUGCACGCGGGGACAGACUCCACCCCCAGCGUCGUCGUCCACGUGUGCGAGAGCGAGACGGAGGAGGAGGAGGAGAUCAAAAACCCCAAACGGAAGAUCCUGCAGACCCGGCGCCCAGACCCCCCCCCGACGAUCCUGGGCGACUCCAAGGCCUUCGAGUGUGCCCUGGAGGUGGGGGGGACCAUGCACUGCUAGAGCUGAGCUGCUCCAGGGGGUACCAACACCAGACACUCCUGAGUCCGUGUGUCGAUGUCUGUGCUGCUGCUGUAGCGACAACAGAUCUGACUUGUAGUUGUCUCUCAUGCUCAAGAGUCUGGAUGCCAAUGCUCUGAAAAGCACUUUAAUUUUAGGGACUAGUCCCAUCCCCACCCCCCCCCGAGUGUAGCAAAUCCACCUGACUUGAAAUAGUGACAAUUAGGGAGUCUGGUUGUGGUUUGGGUUUGGUUUUUUUUUUUUUUAAGAUGUUACUCUUUUUUGUUUCUGUUGUACAGUGUGAUGUACCAAGUGCUGAAAUAAUCUCUUGCUGUCGUGACUGGGUUCCAGAAAGCUCCUUGCACAGCAACUUAAAGCUGAUCUGUGCUGGUCCAACAGCUUCCAGUUAACACAGUGUUAAACACAAGUGAAAUGCACUCUUUGUGCUAAAACUCCUUCCCAGCUGAGGUGAGGAUUAACCUUUGCUUUCCUCAGAAACGCCAAGUACGUGUUUGUGAUUUGACAUGAGGCACAAACACAGGGAUGGAGCUGAACCCAGCUGGGUUUGGUGGCUGCACUGGGAAAGAGCCACACACUGAGUCUGUCACCAACACUCCUGCUCUGAGCUCUGGGUGGUGCACUGCUGGUUUGCACUGACACCUCAUUAGGAGUUAAUUACAGUAGGUAGAUUAAAAUAUGGGUCCAGCUGCUGAAUGGGUUGUCUCUGAUCCUCUCUGAACAUGUCCAGUCCUGGGCCAGAUAAUGCAGUGACUGUUAGGUCAUGUCAGGAGAUAAGAUGCUGAGGGUUAAUUUUUAACUUCUCCAGUCUGUUUUGUAUUCUCAAAGACAAUCAGUUGCCUGGCUUAGCCAGUUCUUAUGCAGUUUCAGCCCUUGUUUGCUGUUUUCCUGUGUGGCAUCCUGCGUGUCUGGCAGAGCAUCUGCUGCCUCUGAGAGCAGGGUGCAUCUUUUAGAACACAGAUCUUUGAUUUUGUGAUCUUUGUGUUAAGUGUUUUUUAGUAGGAGGAAAAUAUGCCUUGGUAUAACAACACCUGCUCCUGUGCUUUUAUGCUAUUUUAUAGCCAAACUUUUUUAGUCUAGACAGAUUCUUCUUUUUUUUUUUUUCUAUUUCAGAGGAUAGAAUGAUUUGUGAACAAACCAGGCUGCUGAUGUUUGUGUGUAGAAAUCAUUUGAGUCGUUCAGAAACUCGGAUUUUUCGGGUUCAUUUUAGUGUGAUUCAGUCUUUCAUGACUUGCUUAUUGAACUUUCCAAAGUGUUCUCACUUGGCUGACAGCAGAGAGAAAAGGAAUGGUCAGGGAUUCACAUGGAUGGAGCUGGAGUUUCCAGCUCUUGUGUUGUCCUGGAUUGUGAUCCCUCCCACCACCAGCUCCAUGAUGCAAAGUGGGAUCCUGCAGGCAGGUCCUUCCAGAGGCAGGAAUAGUAGAGAUUAAAAAGGUAGGAAAAUGGGAUUUGUUCACCUUGCCUCCACAGGUGUGAUAUUUAUGUAUCUCUUCAGGUAUUAAAAUCACUCAAAGACCAACUUCUCUGUCUCACUGUUCUGUGGUACCGAAACAAAGGGGAAAAACCCAACAAAAACCUGUAUCACCCAUCAGGCUUGUGGAUUUUUAAAACUCCAGAAGGCCUGUCUGGAUUCUCUGUGUUGUUUAUAUUUUGUGAGCUGUUUGAUUUCUACCCCACUGUAGAAGGUGCUGUGAGUAGGAAUAAGUGGAAAACCCUCAGAAACAGUUUUCUAAGGCAAAGCAAGUGUGAUGUUGUCGAUGUGUAAACGUGUAAAAUGUGGAACAUUCCAGCACUUCUCACUGUGUAAAGACACUCAAAAUAAAACAAUGCAGUGCCAUUCACA
Molecule: messenger RNA, 6644 nt
Organism: Chiroxiphia lanceolata (lance-tailed manakin)
Lineage: Eukaryota; Metazoa; Chordata; Aves; Passeriformes; Pipridae
Gene: RCAN3
Product: RCAN family member 3
Exons: 4
Coding region: 4037-4786 (249 amino acids)
Biological process (GO): calcium-mediated signaling
Cellular component (GO): nucleus; cytoplasm
Molecular function (GO): calcium-dependent protein serine/threonine phosphatase regulator activity; nucleic acid binding
Source: RefSeq, a predicted model, not a curated record